AUGUCCGUACCACCUGCGUCGGGCGGAGAGCCCAACUCGGACGCGUUUCGCUCCAGCUUGUUGAGUGAUCAAUUCUACCGACGGCUUAUGCCCUUCCAACGAGAUGGCAUUGCUUUUGGAAUCAAAGCUCAAGGCCGCGUGCUGCUGGCUGAUGAAAUGGGCCUGGGAAAAACGCUUCAAGCGAUCGGGAUCAUGCUUCAUUUCCACACGGACUUUCCGGCUCUAGUGGUCUUGCCUUCCUCUGUUAAAUUCAGCUGGGCGAACGAAUUGGAGCGAUGGACAAAACUCAACCCCAAGAGGAUCAAAAUGGUGCGGUCUCGUGCGGACGUGGAGGCCUUACGCGACGCGGACGUGGUGCUUGUGACCUACGGCAUGCUCUCUGCGACCGCGCCUGUGGUGGAAGCGUUACAGAGGGCCCGGCCCCAUGUCGUGGUAUUGGACGAGUCGCACUCCAUCAAGAACCAGAACUCGCUGCGAAAUCAGCUGCUGUCGCCGAUCUUAAAACAGGCCAAGCGCGUCAUCCUCCUUUCAGGCACGCCCGCCUUAGCGCGACCUGUGGAGCUUUACCCUCAGCUCUCUGCCAUCGCCCCUUCUCUCUUCGGGACCUACCUAGAGUACGCCCGCCGGUUCUGCAACGCCCACCAGGGACGCUUUGGGUGGGACGUCAGCGGUGCCUCCAACGUGGCAGAAUUGCACGUCAAGCUUCAGAUCGUCAAAGCCUCGCGCCGAUUCUCUGGAGGGGAGGGUUCGUUGUCCUCGGCAGGAUCGUCUGCGCCUGCCCGGGGAUCCCAGCUCCCUGCUUCCAACCCCUUUGCUGGGUUCAGCUUCGCGAAGACCGCAUCCAGCAGCAGCGGCAGCAGCUCUGGCGGUGGCAAUACCAACACCAUGACGUCCCAGGUUGGCCUCGGUGGACCUUCAAGCUCACUGUCGAUGGGAGCCAGGCCUAGUGAGAAUGCUUUUUCCGCAGACGCCCCUUCUUUUCCUUCCUCCCUUGGCCUCCAAAACGGGCAGGGAAGCACCAAGGCCUCUUUGUCCUCCCUGGCCGAUCCCUUCACACCCCUCGCCUCGUCUUCCGCUUCCUCCUCCUCCUGGAAACCACCAUCCAUGCAAGGCCCUCUCUUUUCCUCGUUUCCCCACGCGGAUGCGCCCAACCCAUCCCCAUGGUCCACGGCCGCCCAGCCUUCCUCCGCCUCCUCCGGCCUGCCCGCCCUUGCCCCUCGCUCCUCAGUCCCGGCUGCCGGCGACGGCGGUGGAAUGUUGAAAGGCAGCCUGGGUUCCACUGGGCCUCCCCUUGCCCGCGAGGAGGGCGAUCAUGGGGAGGGUCGUCGCCUGCAAGGAGAGCACGAGCACCGUCCCUUCCAGGCCGGGCAGCUCGAACCGGCGCACCCGAGGCCGCAGUCAGGACUAGGACAGGCAAAGGAUCCAUGCCUAAACGGUGGCGGGAGGCAGCGAAUCCCGCACAGUUACAAGACACGCAUGACCCAGCUGAACCGUGGAUUCGCCGCCUGGGCCUCCCAGCAGAUCCAGGAAAAUCCUUUCUCGGUGUGGGUGGAAGGAGUGCGGGACUAUGUAAAAUUUGCACAGGCCAUUGCUUUCAAGUAUGGGGAGGGGUCUGAGGGCCCCACUUGGGUAGCUCCACACGCAGCGCAAGAGCAGCCGCAGCAAGCGGGGCGGCUGGCUCCCCCUCCCACUUCUUUUCGGUCUGCACCCGUACUGCCAACCUCCUUCGAUGCAACGUCCAACGCCGAAGCGGAAGGAAGGAAAGGGGCAGGAGGGGGCGAAGAGGGGGAAGACGCGGCCCGUGCCCAAUCCUACCCUGUGUUCGGCGCCCUCCCCGUGACGGGGGGG
Molecule: messenger RNA, 1848 nt
Organism: Nannochloropsis gaditana CCMP526
Product: zinc finger ran-binding domain-containing protein 3
Exons: 3
Biological process (GO): replication fork processing; DNA repair
Cellular component (GO): nuclear replication fork
Molecular function (GO): ATP-dependent chromatin remodeler activity; ATP binding
Source: RefSeq, a predicted model, not a curated record